CCAACAGCCAAAGUAAUACCAAAACGUUUAGAAAUAAACGAAAGUCAAUCGACAGAGAUGUUGUGUAUUGGAGAAGGUAAACCUACCCCCGAGGUACAUUGGAAUGUAUCAGCUUUGUCUUCUAACUAUACUAUAGAAUAUCUGACAGAGAAUUUAACAAAAAACGAAGCGGCUCAGAUAGUGAGAAUUAGCGAAGUGAGGAGGGAAGAUUUCGGAUGGUUGAAAUGUAUAGUCGAAAACGCCGUUGGUACACAAAACGAUGCAGUUCGCUUAAUUAUCAACGCUCCUCCUCAAAUAAACUACUUAGGAACUGUGAAGAACUUUUAUUGGGAAAUAAGUUACGAAUUAACAGGAUAUCCUCAACCCAGUAUAUACUGGUACCGUAACGAUAAGCCACUCCAAUUAUCCAAUAUUACUUUCGCUGUUGAGAAAAAAAAAAUUACCAAUAAUUUAUCCGUAACGAAAGGAUGUCUCGAAAUUCAGAUUGCCACUCAUAUUAGUGACGGUAUUUAUACUCUAGUUGCUGUUAAUAAUUACGGAACGGCAAACAUGUCGGUAGAAGCAAGGUUUCUUACAGGCACGUUUCCUAAUGAUACUCGCUUUCCGAAUCAACACAUGAAUCCAACAAUGGGAGGGAUGAUGAAAAUGUCAGAGAAAGAUGAAGAAAAUCAAGAAACUUAUCUGUUACCUUUUCUUAUAGCUGGAAGCGUAACAUUUGCAGUUAUUUUACUUUUAACGACAUUUUUUUCUCUUCAACUGAGAAAAUGUCGCGAUUCUCCAAAUUUCCAAGAAGGAAGCGGAUUCUGCCACUUGACUAACGUUUUCUGUUGGUUGUUGUGUCGAAAAGAAAACAGUAAAAGAACUGGAGUAACCGGAAGAGAAAGGAUUCCUUUAAAUCCAUCGAAAAUGGUGGAAAAUCCAAAUUAUCGUAAGGACGAAGAAAAGAACUGUUCUGUUGAAAUACGUCAUAUUGCUAAAGAGAAAAUAAGUUUCAUCCAGACUUUAGGAGAAGGAGCAUUUGGAAGGGUGUUUCUUGGAACCGUAGACUAUUUAACUCCGGACGAACCGACGACUCUCGUUGCAGUGAAAACUCUAAAAGAUCCUAAUCAAGAAGAUGCUAGACCUGACUUUUAUAGAGAAGCCGAAUUACUUACAACAUUACAACACGAAAAUAUCGUUAGCUUUUAUGGUGUUUCAACGGACGGAAAUCCUCUGAUGUUGGUAUUCGAAUAUAUGGAACACGGGGAUCUAAAUAAUUUCUUAAGAGACAGAGGACCAGACUUGAUAAUUUCGAAAACAGAACCAAAAAAAUAUGAAACUCUUUCGUUAUCGGGACUUUUAAAAAUCUCUGCUCAAAUCGCUGCGGGUAUGGAAUAUUUAGCAUCGCAGCAUUUCGUUCAUAGAGAUCUCGCCACAAGAAAUUGCCUCGUCGGUGAAAAUUUGGUGGUCAAAAUUGGUGAUUUUGGAAUGUCUCGUGACGUUUACAGCACCGAUUAUUAUAGGAUGGAAAGACAUACGAUGCUGCCAGUGAGGUGGAUGCCUCCCGAAAGCAUAACAUAUAGGAAAUUUACAGUCGAGUCGGACAUUUGGAGCUACGGAGUUGUUUUGUGGGAGAUAUUUACUUUUGGAAAGCAGCCUUGGUACGAACUUUCUAAUCACGAGGUUAUCGAACAAGUCACGAAUGGCAAAUUAUUAUCGAAACCAAGCAGAUGUCCGGAAGAAGUGUACGCGAUAAUGAAAUCGUGUUGGCAUCAAAAUCCUCAAGAAAGAAUACCGAUGUCGGUUGUGAGUAAACAAAUUCAUCAAAUCACCACAAACGAACCCGAAUACUUGGAAUUAAUCGAGUGAAUUUUAUGGUUUCCGUAUAAAAUAUAUAUGUGUAAAUAAAUAUAUAUAUAUUUUGAAAAGAAAAAAAAGGGCUAUGUUAUAGAAAUAGUGAAUUUUAAAAGUAUUAUCCGUAUUUGUCCAUUUGUAAGUGUGAAAAGUUAUUCGUUGUUCAACUAUAAUAUAUAUAAUAAGAUGUGAACAUUUACAAUCUUGAAGUCGUUACAUCCGAGCCACAACUGUAUAUAAAAAUCAAUCGAGACGAACAAACAAACAAAAAAAAAAGUCUAAAAAUAAAAUUAUAUAUUCCUGCACAAUCGAUAUUUCUUCUAUUUAAAACUUUGAAUCGUGUAUGGAAGAUUUACGAAGACAAAAUAAGAAAUAAAAAAUAAUAAAGAAGCCUCUUGUUAAAUGUGAUACUACGAUUUUAUAAACGUAAAAUCUAGUCAGAUGUUUUCUUUUAUAGAAUAAAUUUCAUUUAGAAAAGUAUUAUUAUUAUUAUUAUUCUACAGAAGAAUCAACUUCCAUGGAUCGAUUGAAAGAAAUUGAAAUAUUGUCAGUUAAUUGUUGUAUUAUUAAAACGUGUUAAUAAACUUAUAUAAUGAGAAAUACUUCGUAA
Molecule: messenger RNA, 2443 nt
Organism: Centruroides sculpturatus (bark scorpion)
Lineage: Eukaryota; Metazoa; Arthropoda; Arachnida; Scorpiones; Buthidae
Product: NT-3 growth factor receptor-like
Exons: 9
Coding region: 58-1848 (596 amino acids)
Biological process (GO): cellular response to nerve growth factor stimulus; multicellular organism development; protein phosphorylation
Cellular component (GO): axon; membrane; signaling receptor complex
Molecular function (GO): neurotrophin receptor activity; transmembrane receptor protein tyrosine kinase activity; ATP binding
Source: RefSeq, a predicted model, not a curated record